This is a messenger RNA of Sapajus apella (tufted capuchin), 11403 nucleotides long. RefSeq names its product NHS like 2 (gene NHSL2). Bases 2156 to 5569 code for a protein of 1137 amino acids. NCBI's taxonomy places the organism in Eukaryota, Metazoa, Chordata, Mammalia, Primates, Cebidae. Gene Ontology annotation, biological process: cell differentiation. The transcript has 8 exons. The record is from RefSeq and is a predicted model, not a curated record.
UUAUGUAAACCAUUAUAUGUUAUUUUUAAAUGUAUGAAAAAAAUUUAAUGGUUUUGUUAUUGUAAAAUGACACAUUUGCUGUUAAAAUUUCAAAUAGUACUGAAGAGUUUCAAGUGAAACACACAUGUCAAAAUCAUCAAGAGUAACAGUUACUUGUGUGUCCUUGCAAACUUGUUCCAUGCUUAUAUAAGCACCUGUGUGCGUUUGAUGCACAAAUGAGAUGAUACAAUACAUGCUGGUCCAUUCCUUGCCCAUUUUUUUUUUCAAUUUACUAAUAACUCUGCAGUUUUCUCAUUUCUACUCAAAGAGAUCUCCUUCAUUCUUCUUAAUGGCUGCGUAUCAUCCCCUUGUGUGGAUGCAUCAUGAUGUGUGGAACCCAUCCCUUGUUAAUGGACAUUUAGGUAAAAUAAAAAGUCUAGCACCACACUAUCCAAUAGAAAUAUAACGUGGGCCACAAAAUGCCAGCCACUUACAGAAUUUUGAAUUUCACUGUAGUAGCUACAUUCCCCUCCCCAGCUGAUUUGAAAUGCCACCUUUAUUAUACCCUAAAUGCUCAUAUAUACAUAAGUUUAUUUUGGACUGUCUAUUUUAUUUCAUUCAUCUAUUUGCCAAUUUUGGUACCAGUAUCCCCACUUCUAGUAGUCACAUUGAAAAAGUAAAAAGAAAAAGGUGAAAUUAAUUUUGACAAUAUAUUUUAUAUACUCCAGUAUAUCAAAAAUAGUGUCUUACAAUGUAAUCAAUAUUAAGAAUUAUUAAUGAGAUACUUUAUAUUCUUUGUUUCAUAUUUAGUCUUUGAAAUCUGGUGUACGUUUUACACAUCCAGCACAUUUCAAUUCAGACUGCCAAUUUCAAGAGCUUAAGAGCCACAUGUGGCUUCUGGCUACUGUAUUGGACAGUGGAGGUUGAGCAGGCAGAGGUUCAAAAUGUCACCUGAGCUGUGUGUCUCUGUGGUUGGUAGUAAUGGAUUAGAAUGUCAGACAUUGAGGACGAAAACUUCAACUUCACCACUCGGGGCAACUCAUGAAGCUUCCCAGGGCCUUCGUUUGUGGACUCCAAUAAACUCAUUGUAUGCUGGUUGAGUGCAGACCAGAACAGCUGAGCCAAGUACAGUCAGGCCUCGCUUCACAAUGGGGGUACAGUGUGAGAGAAAUGUGUCAUUAGGUGAUUUCCUCAUUGUGCAGACAUCGUAGAGUGUACUUAUACAAACCUAGAGAGUGUAGCUUGCUACACACCUUGGCUAUAUGGUACAGCUUAUGGCUCCGAGGCUACAAAGCCAUACAGCAUGUGACUUUGCUGAAUAUUACAGACAAUUGUAACACAAUAGUACUAUUUAUGUAUCUGAACAUACCUAAACAUAGAAAAGAUAGAGCAAAAAUAUGGUAUAAUCUAAUGGGGCCAUCGUCAUAUAUGCAGUCAUCGUAUAUGCAGUCCAUUAACCCAGGGGUCUCAACCCCUGGGCCACGGACCCAUAUCAGUCCAUGACCUGUUAGGAACUGGGCCACACAGCAGGAAGUGAGUGGCAGGCAAGCAACCAUUACCGCCUGAGCUCCACCUCCUGUCAGAUAAACAGCAGCAUUAGAUUCUCAUAGAAGCACGAACCCUAUUGUGAGCUGCACAUGUGAGGGAUCUCAGUUGUAUGCUCCUUAUAAGACUCUAACUAAUGCCUGAUGAUCUGAGGUGGAACAGUUUCAUCCUGAAACCAUCCCCCACAACCAAGUCAGUGGGAAAAUUGUCUUCCACAAAACCAAUCCCUAGUGCCAAAAUGGCUGGGGACUGCUGUGUUAACUUACAUGUCAUUAUGCACAUUGCUGUAUAAAUGCCCUGGCCUUUCCACAAGCUGUAGCCUGCUGGCCACAGAGAUAAUAGAAAGAGCCUGGGUGCUCAGGAGGUGGUUAUCUGAGGUCUGUCACAGGUUCCCCUUUCUUUGUCUCCAGAGAUGCCUCUGUUCACAGCUUCUCAUCACACUCAAAACCCAAUGCCUGCUUCCCUUUUUUUCAAAAGCAGAGUGUGUGGCAAUGGGUCUCUGAGGAAAUCCCUAACACUGUGGUUGGGGAGGGUGUGGUGGGUGGAACCCACACUGUGACUUACUCAACCGUGAGAUCUUAACUGUGUGGCCCCAGAGCCACUGUGCUUCUGAGCGGCAGUGGUGACAGCCAUGGCGGCACAGCUUAGAGCCUGGAAUGCUGCAGCUAACUCGGGUCGGGAAAAUGCGACAGCGACUGCCCACUCGAGGUCGUCAUGGCGACAGCCAGUGAACGUGUUCCUCUCCUCGGGCAGGCCUCCGAGUGUAGAGGAGCUGCUUCGAGAGGCGCAGCUCAAUCUCCAGAGCCUGUUGCAAGAAGAAUAUGAGGAACAGUACUCGGAGGCCAGACUUCUGGGGCAGACCUUUCGCUCUUCUGAUGAGGCCCCUGAGCCCACCCCCAACCCAAGGCCCCAGUCUGCCAGGCGUCUGGAGUUUGUAUUGAUGCCUACAAAACGGCAGCUGAGUGAGGAUGAAACUACCACCCAGGGUGUGAGGGCCCCCGAGGCCUCCCUGAGCCUGUCUACCACAGCCGACAAGCAAACUGCCUGGAAUAGCUUCUUCCCUCUGCCCAUCCUAGAGGAGAAGCGGUGGCCUCAGCCUUGCUCCACACAGUCUGACAUUGUGCCCAUCAACAUCUCUGGGCAGCAGUUUGAUAAACAUGCAAGUUUGCGACACUCAUUGUUUAACACAGAGACAGCCGUGAACCCCAAGUCCACCCUGAGGCGGAGGCGGACCAUUAUUGGAUUCUCUAACUUUCCCCAGCGAGACCAAGGUCACAGCCACAGCCCAGCAGGCAGUGCGGCCCACUCGACCACCUCCGACAUCAGGCCCAGUCACUCAGUUCCGGAAGGGGUUCAUGGAAGAGUUGCAGUUGGUCACUACGCUCGGUUCCCAAGUCUUACCUCGCCAGUACUGAGAACUCCUUCCAGUGAGCCAGACGAACCUCACCAGGCACAGAGUGGCCCAAACCCUCCUGGCAUGGAGAGCAUGGGAAUGGUGUACAGUGUCCCCACUUCUUGCAAUGGACCUACAGAAUCAACCUUCUCCACUUCCUGGAAGGGAGAUGCUUUUACCUACAUGACUCCAAGUGCCACCAGCAAGAGCAAUCAAGUCAAUGAAAGUAGGAAAAAUCCUUCCUGCGGGAAUUCUUGGGUCUCUGUGAACACAGUCCCACCUCUGGUUCCUAAGGAGGCUGCUACUCUCCUUGUUGCUCGUGAUAACCCAGCAGGAUGCAGUGGGUCAGCUGGCUACCCUGAGCGCCUUAUUCAGCGAAGGCACAUGCCAGAAAGACCCUCCAAGAUUGGCCUUCUGACCAGUGGGACCUCGAGGCUGGAGACAGGCCCCGGUGGAGCCAGCAGAUUCCGGGAGCGGUCACUGUCUGUGCCCACAGACUCAGGCACCGCAGAUGUUGACUAUGAUGAGGAGCAGAAGGCCAGUGAGGCCUGUGCCUUGCCUUUUGCCAGUACGAGCUCUGAGGGCAGUAACAGUGCUGACAACAUCAUCUCCCUUAGUGCCCAACAAGAGGCCCAGCACAGAAGGCAGAGGUCCAAGAGUAUCUCACUCAGGAAGGCCAAAAAGAAGCCUUGCCCACCCACACGCAGUGUCUCACUAGUCAAAGAUGAGCCAGGCCUCUUGCCUGAAGCACUAUCCAAGGACCAGAGGCCCAAGAGUCUUUGCCUCUCCUUGGAACACCAAGGACAUCACUCGUCCCACCCAGAUGCUCAGGAUCACCCAGCUGUGCCAAACCUCAAAGAUCCAGAAGGUACACAAUUCUCCCACCACUGGUAUCUUACUGACUGGAAGUCUGGUGACACCUACCAAUCCCUGUCCAGCUCCAGCACUGCCACCGGCACCACAGUCAUUGAGUGCACCCAAGUUCAGGGCAGCUCAGAGUCUCUUGCCUCGCCUUCCACCUCCAGAGCCACUACACCUUCCCAACUCUCCAUCGAAGUGGAAGCUAGGGAGAUAUCCUCCCCAGGAAGGCCCCCGGGACUGAUGUCACCCUCCAGUGGCUACUCCAGCCAGUCAGAGACACCAACUCCCACUGUUUCCAUGUCCUUGACCAUGGGCCACUUACCCCAUCCAAGCAGCAGUGUCCGAGUACGUCCAGUGGUACCUGAGAGGAAAUCAUCACUACCCCCAACGUCACCAAUGGAGAGAUUUUCCAAGUCACGGCUAUCAUUUGACCUACCACUGACCUCUUCACCCAACCUGGAUCUGUCUGGGGUGAGUAUCUCCAUCCGAAGCAAAACCAAGGUGAGUCGGCAUCACUCAGAGACAAAUUUUGGUGCCAAACUGGCCCAGAAAACUAGUCCCAACCAGCCAGUGAUGCCUAUGGUUACUCAGUCCGACCUACGUUCUGUUCGCCUGAGGUCGGUCAGCAAGUCUGAGCCGGAAGAUGACAUUGAGAGCCCUGACUGUGCCGAGGAAACCAGAGCAGAAGUCUUCACCUUGCCAGAGAGAAAGAUGAAACCUCCUGUAGCUGAGAAGCCUCCAGUGGCCCGAAGGCCUCCAAGCUUGGUCCACAAGCCACCAUCUGUCCCCGAGGAGUACCCACUAACUUCACCAACCUUGGCUAUGCUCCCCAGGAGCUCAAUUCAACAUGCGAGACAACUCCCUCAAGACAGCUACACGGUGGCGCGGAAACCAAAGUCCUCCAGCUUCCCAGAUGGCAGAAGCCCAGGGGAGUCAACAGCACCCUCAUCUCUUGUUUUCACGCCUUUUGCCAGUUCCUCUGGUGCUUUCUUCUCAGGAACACAGCAGCCUCCCCAGGGAAGUGUGGAGGACGAGGGCCCCAAGGUGAGGGCCUUGCCUGAAAGAAUUAGCCUCCAGAGCCAGGAAGAAGCUGAGAAAAAGAAAGGCAAGAUUCCACCUCCCGUACCAAAAAAACCCAGCGUGCUGUACCUGCCUCUCACCUCUCCCACAGCUCAAAUGGAGGCCUGUGUGUCAGAACCAAGGCUCUCUCUCAGCCCCAUCAUCACACUGGAGGAAGACGCCAAGUGUCCCCCAGCUGGUGAUGACCUGCAAUCACCUGGUCAAAGGGUGACUUCAACUCCGCAGGCUGACAGUGAAAGGGAGGCAAGCCUUCUGGGGAGCUCUGUGGAACAAGGCACCGAAGAAAAAAGUUUAAUCAGUGAUAAAACAGCCGAAUGGAUUGCGGAGGAUGAUGAUGACGUGUUUGUGGCUUCACGCACAACUGAAGAUUUAUUUACCGUGAUACACAGGUCCAAAAGGAAGCUGCUCGGCUGGAAGGAACCUGGUGAGGCCUCUGUGGGCGGCAGACCGAGCUCCCACUCACCAAUAAAGAACACAGCUGAGUUUCCAAUCAGUGAGUCUACCACCACCACAGGGUCAGGCAGCGGUGCCAACCUAGAUGCUGGCAGAAAUGACGAUUUCAAGGCCUUGCUACAGAAGAAGGGAAGUAAGGCAACUCCAAGGUCUCGUCCCUCAGCAGCUGAACUGCUGAAGACCACUAACCCACUGGCUCGGAGAAUUAUUGCACAAUUUUCAAAAGACUAUGAAACCACUGAUAACCCCAAUAUCUAAGCCCUGGGCUCAACAAGCAGGGUUUACUUACUAAAUUUGAGUAGAGAAGGGGGAAGAGAAAGGGUCUUUAAACAGAACCAAGGGAAUAACAACAGAGUCUACAUUUCUUUCACAUUAACUCAUACUCUGGACAGCAGGAGAGAGGCUGUUUUAUCUAGAGCUAAAAUCAUCUGGCACUUAAUCAUCCUCAGACAUUUUUAUGUUUUCAUACUUAUAAGCUCAUCAUGACUGACUCCCGAGUUUCUUCUUACUUUCCCCCAGUGGUGUGCACUAACUAAGAAGAAAUUUUCAGAUGCCAGGGCACAUGUGCCAGUUUUUCAAUUCAAUGACCCGGCUGCUCCAUCCCUGGCCUCUGUCACUGAGGAGUGCAGUGUGAGAGCAGAUUGGAGGCUGCCAAACCUGGGGGGCGUAGGGUGCCAUUGCUCAUUAUUCACUUUCCUGGGGAGGCUCUGAUGGCUCUGUGUACAAAUACAGAAAGACUCUGAUGCCUCCUCAACCACAGUUUAGCUUUCCCCUGCACUUGUGAGAGGUUUGCAGGGUAUAGUUAUUUCCGCAUGGGGUUGAUUGGAUGGCUUCUGUGGUGCAAAAUAUGACUGUGACUCCGUCCAGAAACUUAAUGCCUUUUUCAGUUUGAUUGUCUACAUGGAGAUCAGGGUGAUGAGUUUCAACAAACAUAUAGACCCCCCCCAUUAGCUAGAAAAGACCAGGACUGGGUUGCUUUGAAUGAACCAAGCUUGACUGACAAACAAGACAGCCAUUUGUUCACUCAGAUCUAGCCGAGGUAACUCACAAGUGCACCUUGAUAUCCUCCAUGUGUCUGUCAACAGUGAUAGACAAGAUCUGUGCCCAGCUCAUGCUGCAUUCUAAGAACUCUCAUUUCAUUUGCAUAUAACAUUCAUUACAGGGAGUGAUUAAUUGAAAGAACAGCAUCAGCAAAGGCUCAAGGAGAAUGGAAAGUAAGUGCAUCUUGCUCCUCACCAGUCAAUUCAGAUCAUGGUUUGCGGUUGGUUUGGUUUUGUUUAAAGGAAGUCUGACUCUGUUCCAAAAACCGAGAACAUAUAAACUGAAAGGAUCUAUCCAAACCCUAAAAUGCAGUCUUGCCAGUUGCUAUGGCCCACAAUGCACACACACACACACACAAAGGGCUACUUUUUGCCAUUGGGGUUCUGCUGUUUGACCAGCUUUCAACUAACCUUGCAGGGGGAGAGCAUAAGAACCUGGGUAAAUGGCAUACUGAAAGAGCUUCAGAAUAAAUCAUUGUGACCUCACACCACCCCCACCCCCAUGAAGCUCACAGGCACUAACUAUUCUUGUCAGCUCAAUUUUCUAAGCAGAGCAAGAGCAGUGAUUCAUUUGAUUUUUGUAUGCCUGAUUUCUGGGAGGUUGCGGAGGGGGGAGACAAAGCACUGAGCAAAGAAAAUCUGCUGAUCAGUGAUGGAAGGUUAAUUGUCUAUCGUCUUCAAGAGGCAAAAAGAACAGUCGAAUGAAAUCAUAGCGUGCUUCACAAAGAGGGUUCCCUGGCCCCUUCCUACUUCACCCCCCACCCAACAGAUUCAAUGGUCACCCUCUUGGAGGAUGCAGUAAGAGUUCCAGAGAUAGGCAGAUCUCAACUUUGAUAGGUCGUAUUGCCCAAUGAGAAUCUAUGUCAUAGCUCAACUGCCCACACUCCAGCUGGACCGAGCAGCUGAAAAACCACACUAAGUACUGAGAAAACUUCUCUCACAAGAGAAGCCCUAGGCCUAGACCCUUUCUUGUUAGAGUUCUGAAUCUGAGAUUUAGGGAAGCAGGCCAGGUCCCCCGAACUCCCUUGCAAUCAGUACUUCUUUCUGAUUUAGAAAGAAGACACUUAAAAUAAUAAAUAGCUAGGCCCAGUUGCUUUUGAAGGUAUUGGAACUACUUGGUGUGAAGGUCUUAACCAAAUUCCAAAUUUUAGGGAUUUUGCCUGAAAUAAAAUCAAUUCAUCCUUGGCCUCAGUUUAUAUAUGAAUGCCACAUUUGUCUGCUCCAGACUCAGAAUUCCAAAAAACAAACAUUUUCCUCUGUAGAAAAUGAAGGGGUGUUUGUGCUUUUGCAUAGCAAAAGCGAAAGAACACCAGGGUCUGCUCCUUAGGAACCAUUAUGAGUAGUUAAACUUUAAAGCUGAGUAUGGGACUCACAUAAUAUAGGCCUUGCUACUUCUGCUGACUUUUCUGGAAGUUUCUUGUUUACUACUUCUAGUGGGUUUUGCCUUUCCCCUCACCUUGCUACCUCUGGAGGUUUUCCCAAAAGAUUCUAAAACUGAAUGCUCAGACAUCUUUUUGUUUGUCAUUACCUUUAGUCUUGCCUUCCUCUACAAUACCCUAUAUGCCUGGAAUUUUUAGAGUGUCUUCUACAUCAUCACUGUGCCCCACCCAGUGGUAUUCCCAUUAGCACAAGAGGAUUCAGGGCAGAAAUCGUAUGGUUAGAGAGAAUGUUUAAGACUGAAAGUAUUCAUUUAAAUUUUAAACUAAUUUCUUGUAAAGAUGGGGUCUUUCUAUGUUGCCCAUGCUGGUCUUGGACCCCUGGGCUCAAGCAAUCCUCUUGCCUUGGCCUCCCAAAGUGCUGGGAUUAAAGGGGUAAGCCAUUGUGCCUGGCCUCAUUUAAUAUUUUGCAACAGGUAGACAUAGCCCCAAAUAAAGAAUCAAACUGUAAAACAUCUACUAAUCAUUGAUUAACAGAAUACCAAGAAUCUUCCCCACUCCUAACACUCAACCUCUCUCCUGCCUCUGAUUAUCAUAACACCACUGUGUCUCCCACCCAGGCGCUUACCACAAUGUUUGCUGCCUUCUGCACCUACUCUGCCACGACUGGAGAAGAGAGGCUGAAAGCCCCUCAGGAAGGCUUACAGAGAACCCACCACUACUACAAUUACUAGUACAAAUGAUAAUGAUAAUAAUUUUUGAAUGUAUAAUAGAGAAGAGAUUUGAGUGAAAUGAAGUUGGCUCUAGAAGGUCAGCUUCCAUUUCAAGUCAUCCGUACCCCCUUUUCUCCUCCCCAUUCCAACCAGUAGCAACAGAUGGCUCUGCUAGCCUGACUUUGAUCUAGUCACUAUCCCUGGAGAGAAGGUUAAUUGGUAACCAAGGAUGCUUUGCAUUUGGUGGAUAGUCAGUACAUGUUUGUGAGGGUAGUUAUUCUUAGUACAAUAGCAAGCUUUGCUGGUGUCUCCUCUCCUUUGCCUGCACAGCUUGGCCUGCCUUAGCUCCUGACUGGGCCUCCCCACCACCCCAGCCCCAGCUUCUCUCUCAGCCCCAAAUCCCAUGAAUUGCAUCCCUAGACAACAACUCACCCAUAAAGGAAGUGAGACAACAGGAAGCAAAAUAAUUAGUGUUAGCAUAAUAACCACAAACUGACCAGUUGAUCUGGAUAAAUUACCUUGAACGUACAAAGACAGAGGAGAUCCUACCAGGCUCUCCUAACAAGCAUUGCACCUGACAUCCAGUGUAACUAUCUAGACAACACAGACCCUAUUGCAGUUUUCUCCAUUCCUGUCAGUCUGAGCAGGUCCAGGCACCUGCCCUCUUCCUCAUCAAUGAACAAUUCGGGAAAAAGACGAGUUGAUGCUCAGUACUCUGUUCCUCACUCAUUCAGCCUUCCAUUAUCGUCAAGUCUGUGACACAAUGGUGAGCUUUCGCUUUAAUAUGAUUUGCUCGGGCCAGGACUAGGGUGAGGUGAGCGAGGCGCCUAGGGCACAAAAUUCAAAGAGGUGCCCACUCUCAGGACCAUGCAAGUGCCUUACCCUCGUCCCAGCCCUGUGAUUUGCACUCUUUAAGGUAAUAUCAGUUUAUCUUCUUCCUAUGAACAAGUAUAGUCCUGAUUUGGGAUGGGAGGUAACUCCCUAUCUCUUGUUGCACCAAAUAUUUUAUUGCUAUCUAUUUUUCCAUUGCCAUAAGUCUUUGUAUGCCUAUACAUUAAAGAAUCUUUAGUAGUGUUAAUAUCGGAAAACAUAGUUGAUUUCUAAGUAAUCUGCUCCAGGUGGCAAGUUAACACCCAUUUCAGUAGGGAUGCUCCCAGGGCCAGCCCUUCAACAAAAGAGUGACUGAGUUGAGGUCUGUCACCAGGAUCCUCCCUCUCCUCUUUCUGCUCCAUUCUCCCCAAACUUCGCUUCCCAGCACCAACUCUCCUCAGUGCCUCCUACUUCGUUCUCCACCUCUCUAAGAAAAACACGCUCUCAGGAAAGGGAUAAAUUCAUUUACUUUGAGAUUAUAAGGCUUAAUGCUACCUCUUUUGAGGGUCACUUGCAUUUUAACAGGGGAAAAGCCUUAAGCCAAAGGAAUGAGGUUCUACUUGCAGGAUGUUAGGCAUCAACUAGUUGUAGAAAUGUAUUUUUCACCAUGGAAAGGCCAAAUUCCCUGACGCCUAACUCCAGAAUAUAGAAAAUAUCUUAAUCACCUGGAAUCAUUUGAGUUAAUAGCUGAUGGUCAAUUAAAUUGUCCUGAUACCCAAUGCUAUUCAAUAUGGUUACUACCAAGGGACUCUCAGAAAUGGCUACUAAAGCCACUGAGAAUGCCUAGAUCAUUCAUACUGUACAUUGACAUUUUUACAUAAAUGGAAGUAAUACUACUUACCAUUUGAGUAAAAGAAUACAAGGAUUUAAAGAGUCUGUGAAAAUGUGUCCUGUUUGUGAAAGGUGAAACUGUCCAAUCCAUGUCCAAUGUCAGUCGUCCAGUACUGGUGGUGAUUAUUAAACUUAUUGGAGGUACAACUUUACUGAACACAAGCUUCUGCUUUCCCCACUUCAUCUCUGUUAUGGGCUAUCAGUUCAGCUUCGUGUAAGAAUGAGACUAUAUCUAUACCAGAGCCCCCAGUCCUUUCAAAGCCUUUGAUGUAUUUCAGCAACAAGUGACAAGGAUAUCCGGGAUUUAAAAGGGCAAGAGAGUGGGAAAGAGGUAUAAGGAAGUGCCUUUGUCAAGAGGCAGCAAAAAGUAUAAUGAUAUAAACAUAAUAUGAAAUAAGCAAAGUUUUAGAAUACUUUGAACAGAUUUAUAGAGGAAUACAUAGUAAAUGGUUAUAGACACACAUCUGGGGCAUUUUUAAUAAGGUUGGCAGGAAGAAAUUCGCAUGAAUAAUGAGCAAUGUGAAAUGGGCAUUAUACUUUUGCUCAUUAAAGCCCAAAAUCUAGGCCAAUGGUUCUCAAAGUGCAGUUCCAGAAGCAGCAACAGCAGCAUCCCUGGAGUGACUGUGUGUGUGUGUGUGUGUGUGUGCACGCGUGUGUGUGUGUGUGCUAUGUGUGUGCAUUCCAAUGAUGUUACUCCUUCAAGCCCCUGAAUCACUAUAGCCAUCACUCUCCAACUGAUCCCAACCUUUCCCAUUAUUUUGGCUCUCAUUACAAUGACCAGUCUCUGGCCAAGACGUGUAUGUUGUCAUCUUGGUCAGGCAUAUGUUUGUUUGGUUUUAAGAAAUUGUUAGAAUAAGGACUCUCAUGUUUUAUGGGACUCUGGUGCAUAUGCUCAAAAAAAUAAAUAAAAAACAACUUAUCAUAUUGGAUCAACUAAUUGCUCAAUGUGCAAAAUCUUUGAUUUGACUUAGCCAGCACAUCUGGCCUGCUUUGGGUUAAAAACAAAUUUUUUUUUAACUCACAAAUGGAAAAAAGAGAAAAGUGUUAGGUUUGUUUGGCAUUGCCAGCUCUUAAAUACCUGUCUUCACCAUGGUGGCUGUUCUCCAGUAAGGCUCUGGCAGAAGUAUAUUUGAUUUUAAGACUUUUGCCUAAAUAGUGGGAUCUGAUAGCAACGAACUCAAAAACAAAAUCUGAACUGGAACAACUAGUUAACCCCUCUCAGCCUCUUUGUAAUGCCAAGCUUUAUAGACAUUUAUUCCUUA